Camellia sinensis is the source of this 975-nucleotide messenger RNA. RefSeq lists its product as uncharacterized. Gene Ontology annotation, molecular function: metal ion binding. The record is from RefSeq and is a predicted model, not a curated record. NCBI's taxonomy places the organism in Eukaryota, Viridiplantae, Streptophyta, Magnoliopsida, Ericales, Theaceae.
CUACUUUUUCUCUCUCUUACGCUGCAUUUCUUGUUGUCAUUCGGAUUUCUUUGGUUCUACUUCCGUCCCUGCCCCAACCUCACCAUCUUUUUCAACAAAAGAAUUAUUCGAUUUCAUCUUCUCUCUCUCUCUCUCUCUCUAGAGUUUCUUCUCAACAUUCAACAUUCUUGAUUUCUCAUCUCUCUAGUUCUGAUCCCAAAUUGCAUUUUAAGCUCUCACUCACAUCCACCCAAAUGAAGAAGCUUGUCUUGAAAUUGGAUUUACAUGAUGACAAAGACAAGAGGAAGGCCUUGAAGAUGGUCACUACCCUUGCUGGAAUUGAUUCUAUCUCCAUGGACAUGAAAGGCAAGAAAUUGACAGUGGUUGGAACGGUGGAUCCUGUAAAACUAGUGGGCAAAUUGCGCAAAUUUUGGGCAGCUGAUAUUAUCCUUGUAGGACCGGCGAAAGAGCCUGAGAAGAAAGAGGAGGCGAAGAAGGAAGAACCUAAGAAAGAGGAGCCAAAGAAGGAGGAACCCAAGAAGGAGGAACCCAAGAAAGAAGAACCCAAGAAAGAGGAACCAAAGAAAGAAGAGGAAGCGAAAAAAGAAGAGCCCAAGAAGGAAGAGGAGAAGAAGGAACUAGCACCGGUGGUUGGAAUCAUGCCAUACAGGCCAUAUUAUUAUCCUCCUCCACCGAGCACUUAUUAUCCUCCUCUGAGCACAUAUCGCUAUGCUAAUCAUAGCAUGGAAGAGAAUCCGAGCGCAUGCGUUAUCUGUUGAUUUGGUAAGAUAAUAUUGGCUUUGUGCUUCUUUUAGUUGGUAUUUGGUUUUAUAUUUUUUUGAUGCAAAUCCGACUGAGCACAUCUGAGAACAGAGAAAAUCUUGUGUAUAGUUGGUGAUGUUCUGUAGGUCUGUUCAAAAUUAAGCAGAUAUGUAGAGAGAACUAAAUAAAUUUUGAUAACUAUAUUGAAUGCUUAAGUUGGAGCUGAUGUUCUUA